ACACUGCGUAACGAAUCCGAACCCAAAAUUCAUUUUUUUGUGACCAACUUGAGACUACGAAAUUAUGAAUUUUAUUAAAUUGUAGGGUAGAAGAAUGAAGUGGAAUAGUAGAAUUUUCUUUUUGAAUAAUGGCAAUUACAAUCAUGUCUUGCGCGGCGAGUCUGCGCAUGAAAUAAAAAAAUAUUGAAAAAGAAAUGGCAGUAACUAGCGAAAAAGAAAAUUGUGCACGAAUUAAUGGAAAUAUACCCGCGCUAUCGCUUAACAGUGACAACAUGUCGACGUCGACGGACAGUGAUGAGACUGCGGAUCCGGAGUACGAGAUCAGGAAUAUACAGAACAUUAUAAACGUGACUCGCCACAACAUCGAUGCGCUGAAUGCUAAAUUCGCUGGUUUCCAGCACCCACCUUCGUUAUAUCUAAUUGAGUAUCAGGAGCUAACGUCAAAGCUACAUACGCUGGAGCAGCGGGAGAGGCAUUUACGAGAAUUAUUACAAACCGAUUCUCCAGAUCAUAGCGAAGAGUACUCGUUUUUUGAUGACUCAAAAAAGUUUGACACUCUAACUCGUCAGCGGAAAGUUUUUCUGCGAGCCCAUCUUCCGAACCAGCAGCGAACCAGUGUACAGGUCAAAGAGGGAGUGACACUGCGUGUGGCUCUCUCCAAAGCGCUCAAAUUGCGGAACCUGACCUGCGAGAUGUGUGAGGUUGUGAGGACGGGCUACAACCAAGUUAUACCGUGGGACAUUGAUAUAACCACUAUUGAUGCAGAAGAGGUAACAGUUCGGACUCUUGACGGGCUACCUAUAAUGACUCACAUCUCACAUCAAUUCGCCCGUAAGACAUUCUUCACAUUAGCUUUCUGUGAGUGCUGCAGGCGACUACUCUUCAAUGGAUUUUACUGCUCGCAGUGUAACUUCAAGUUUCACCAGAGAUGCGCUGAUAAAGUUCCUAGUAUGUGCCAUCAGGUACGUAUGACAGAUACAUAUUAUGCAGCACUGUUGGCACAGAACCCAGAAACUCAAGCUGGCAUUCUACACUAUCCUCCCCACUUCGGGUACCAUCCUGGGAUGAGAGGAGACCAAAGCAAACAACCACACCCACGUUCAUUGAACCAGCAAGACCGAUCAAAUUCUGCUCCAAAUGUUUGCAUCAACAUGGUGCAGAAGCCUUUGACGCUAGCUGAACAUCAAAAAUGCUACAGUCAGCACGGCAGCGACAACUCCACGCAGUCGUCGAACUAUCUGAGCUCGAGCGGGCCCAGCAAGGACGAGGCGGACGACAGCGACCAUCCGCACAGCCACAGCACGCAGACGUCUCCGACGGGCACGCUGCGGCCGCGGCGGGCGCGCGCGCGCUCUGCGGACGAGUCGUGGAAGAACGCGCUGUCGCCGCGGGAGAGCUACGAUGACUGGGUCAUCCCGGCCGACGAGAUACUCAUCGGCGCCAGGAUAGGCUCCGGGAGCUUCGGGACGGUGUACAAGGCGCACUGGCACGGCCCGGUCGCUGUGAAGACGUUGAAUGUCAAAACACCCACUCCGGCACAACUGCAAGCUUUCAAAAAUGAGGUGGCAGUGCUUCGUAAGACGCGGCACUGCAACAUCCUGCUGUUCAUGGGCUGCGUGUCGAAGCCGUCGCUGGCCAUCGUGACGCAGUGGUGCGAGGGCUCGUCGCUCUACCAGCACCUGCACGUGCUCGAGACGCCCUUCCCCAUCAUAUACCUCAUCGACGUGGCCAGGCAGACGGCCCAGGGCAUGGACUAUCUGCACGCCAAGAACAUCAUACACAGAGAUUUGAAAUCAAAUAACAUAUUUUUGAGAGAUGACUGGUCGGUAAAGAUUGGAGACUUUGGACUUGCUACUGCUAAAGUUCGGUGGUCAGAGUCGUCGUCGUCAGGCGGCGUGCAGUGGCAGCAGCCCACGGGCAGCAUCCUGUGGAUGGCGCCCGAGGUGAUCCGCAUGGAGGAGCCGGCGCCCUACACGUUCCACUCGGACGUGUACUCGUACGGCGUGGUGCUGUACGAGCUCAUGGCGGGCGAGCUGCCCUACUCGCACCUCAACAACAAGGACCAGAUCCUGUGGCUGGUGGGGCGCGGCCGCCUGCGCCCCGACGUGCGGCGCCUGCGCCCCGACGCGCCCGCGCAGCUCAAGCGCACCUUCUCCGAGUGCGUCGCCUUCGACCGCGCCGCGCGACCGCUCUUCCGCCAGGUGCUGGCGGCGCUGGAGGCGGUGCUGCGGCUGGUGCCCAAGAUCACGCGCUCGGCGUCGGAGCCCGCGCUGUCGCACCCGCACCCGCGCGCCGCGCUCGACUACCUCGCCUACUCCUGCGCCUCGCCCAAGACGCCGGUCAACUUCCACUUCAACGCCGACACCAGCUUCCCCGCCUUCUACGGAAUCCCAGUACCCAAUCAGAGGCACCCCUAGGAGCACGGCGCGCCCGCCGGCCCCCUCGAGCCCGGGGCUCCGCCCCCCUGCGGCCUGCAGGCCCCUCGCGGAGCGCCCGCGCCCCAUGUGGAUGAUCCAGUGAUAAAUACACGCACAGAUGAUAAAUUACUUGAUUUAAUUAAAAUAUGACAUAAUUUGUUAGUACAACGUGUACAACAUGAUUACGCCGUAAUGCGUAUUAAUGAUUAAGCCUGCAUAUUACUAAACUAAAAUAAAGUGAAAAAUAUCUGGCAAUUACAAGUUGAGAAAGCAAAAUAUUUUAAAAUUCUCAGAGAACUCAGAGGGUCAACCUUUAGUGAGAUUGGUAAAUAAUUUUAAGCGAGACAAGUGGUUACUUUAGUCUAGAAAAAUAAAAAUUUACCUUUGGUCUGUGCGACAAGGCUCCGUGCCAAGAUGAACUUCAUAUUCUGUGCAAUGAAAUAUGUGAUGAAUCUAUUAUACCAGUAUUUAUUUACUUGAGAUAUAAUUUGGAAUUCCAACGAGCUAACGAAGCAAUAGGGUGGAGCAACUUAAAUGUAUCUACCGCAGUACAAUCUCAGGAUUACAUACGUCAAUGACAUGGUCACCGAACAUACUUUGAAUUAAAAAAAUAUAUUUUGCAACUAUAAUAGUUUCAUAAGCCCAGUGAUCUAAGUGAACUUAAUGAAGAUAGUUCAAUAGAAACGUCCGGGACAGAAUCCAUCCACAUCACUUGGGACAUUCACAUUCAAAUGUUGUCAGAAAGUGUAGGACUUUGGAAUGUGUUGUGUUGUGAUAAAGUGAAAUGAUAGUGCGGAAAAUGCAGAGUACGUGUCUACAUAAGCAUAUGGGUUAACUUGAAUGAAUUCUUACAGUUUGUAGACUGAAACAUGGUGAGGACUUGUUUCAAGAUUAUAAUAUGAUUAUAUUCCGAGGAGUGCUGAAGAUCCAUGUAAGGUGUCAUGACGCGCGGCUAGUCUCAUCCGUGUGCUAACCGAAUACAGACGAAGAGACACAAAUAUGACCUUAAAUAAAUAAAUAGGCAGGAACAAAUGUUACAAUGUACAUGGAAGCUUUACUCCUGGCGAAGCUAAUUGUCCAGUCAUCAAGCUUGGUCUGGGUUGCUCCAACGAAAACUAAAAAAUAGCUAGAAAUAUACUUAGACUGACGCCUCAUUUGGUGUAAUCGCGUCCAAACGAAAGAGAUUUUUGUGAAUCCCGUGGAAAACACUGGUUAACUGUUAGAAAUUAUCCAAAGAAACGACUUUAUAUGGCACACACAGUUCUCAACCUCCCUGGGCUGGCGGACUCUUGCUAUGACGGUUCGCAAAUCACUCAAACAUAAUCAAAAUUCAAAGGUCACAGAACUAAAUAUCGACGUAACCUUGCUUCGUGAACUCACAAAUCCAUCAAUUUCUCUAUGAAAACGCCAUUAAUGAAGAAAUCACCAAGACCUACAAAAAAAUACAAGGACAGGCUCGAUGGCCAUCCAUAUUCGAAGAGAUUCGGGACGCAGAGGAUAUCGAACGUGAAUAAAUGGUUACGCUACAACAGAUCUACUCACAGUUUUUUUUUAUUGCUUAGAUGGGUGGACGAUAUCACAGCCAACCAGGUGUUAAAUGGUUACUGGAGUCCAUCUACAACGUAAAUGCCGCCACAGACCUUGAGAUAUAAGUUCUAAGGUCUCAGUAUAGUCACAACGGCUGCCCCACCCUUCAAACCGAAACGCAUUACUGCUUCAUGGCAGAAAUAGGUAGGGCGGUGGUACCUACCCGUGCGGACUCACAAAAGUCCUACCACCAGUAAAGAAUUGCUAACACUAGCCCUAGCUAGAGCAGCAGAAUCUACCAGCGGAACUGAAUCGCGACCCACUGAGAAGAUCCGGCGAGAAACUCAGCGGGCUGUUGAAACGAGUCUCCAUCUAAGACAUCAUGUUAUAAAGAAUCCUAAGCCAAAAGCAAAUGAUGAUAUGUUAACACGUUGAACGCUUUACGACCCACCGGUGGGCGUAGCGUACAGUAUCAUUCGGGCCAAACCAAAAUCAGGGAAUCAGUAUUUUUUAUCAACAUUCAAAAAAUAAAAAAUAAAUUAUAAGGCUAUUAACUUUGAUAAAAACUGCAAGUUUCUAUUGGAUUUGAAAACCACGCCGUUCGGUUUGACUAAAGGACUAUUCGGCUCACUUCCAUACGCGUUUUGUUUGCUAGCUGCAAUUUGUGGCUUGUAGGAAGCGUUUACGUUGGAACCCUCACGCGGCUCACGGGUCCAAACGGUUCAGUAAGACAAAGCUCACCGGUGAGCACCGGAAUGAAAAUACUCGAUCUUUCAUAUCGCGUUCAACGUGUUAAAGAAAGCGCUUUCUCGCUUUGUUUAUUGAAGCUAUUUACAGAGACACUUCUUACACUUCACACUUACUGAAAAAAUAAAUAAAAGGCAUAAUAUUCCUAAUUGAUUUCUGUUUAUUGAGCAUUUUAUAGUUAUCAAUUGUAUAACGCUCAACUGUUACUCAAAAACACUCCUAAACGAACCGAAUGUUUUAAGUAAUUAUGUAUCGUGUAAAUUAAUUUUCAGCCAAAACUUGUUUUUAACUGUCUUUACAAUCUAUUGGUUUGUAUGGUAGUAAAGAAAUACUGCAUUUGAUUGCUUCCCCAGACUUCACAAUGGGUUUUAAAGAGAAUCGUAAUAAACAGAAAAAUGUCCAAUCGUUAGCAUAAUAGGGAUGUUUGCGAAUUAACGGAAUUUACAAAUAUUCGCCACGAUAAAUACUUUGUUGUUGAAUCAAAAUAUUAUCGCCCUAAUGUAAUUGAAGAAGUUCAGAGGGGCGAGCACGAAUGACUAUCGAUAAAAAAUGUUAUAGGAUUUAAACAGCGCCCCUACUGUCCGUAAAAUGAAUUAAUUUCAGUAGGUACCACGAAUGAAUUUACUUACAUCCUUCCGUUUCGUAAUCGUAUCGUCGCGUUCUAGAAACUCGAAACUUAUACUCUUAACACGUUGACUGGAGAUCACCGGUGCCCUACGCGGCGCACUGAAGUGUAAUUAUGUCGAUUUCUCACUUCGACAAUCUUAUUACUAAGGUGCUUGAAUACCUAGUAGACUCUGGGAAAGACGAAUCCGAAAACACUGAGACUGAAUCUAUUUCUAUGAGACCUAUAAACAUGAAAUAUACAUUAACAAACAAAAGGAGGCAAAGUUAAGAAGUCCACUGUGCUUAGUGCGAGUUUUUUAAAGUUCUCUCAUAUAUGUAUGAAAUGGGAUCGUAUGCCUACGUUUCCCGCUAGGGGCGCUGUUCCAAUUGCAUAUAAAAUUGCGUUAACUUUCAAGCUAUCGAGAACUUUAAAAACUCGCACUAAGCACACAGGCGUCUUAGUAAAAGAAAACGAGAUAAUUACUUCAGUGCACCGCGCAGGGCACCGGUGACCUCCAUAGCAGUCAGAGUUAAUCGAGAGCACGAAAAUUGUUUUGACACACGGAACGUCAAUCUCGAAGGCUGGCUAUCGAGUGCCACCAUCUAAUUUAAUGAUCCGUGCAUCGACGACUCGAUACAUUUAUAUUACGAAUUCGAUAGAUUUUUGGGCUCGACGUACUGUAUUGUAGUAGAUUACAGUAUGCUUUGUGCGAGUUUUUUAACGUUCUCGAUAGCGUAGAAGUUAACUCAAAUAUGUAUGGGAUUGGAACAGCGGAAAACGAAGAGAAGCUGUUCCAACUCAAAUUUGAGUUAACUUUUAUGCGAUCGAGAAGGUUAAAAAACUCGCACUAAAAGCACACUGGUCCGAAUAUGUAUUUACAAAGGAAAUAAAUAAAAAACUAUAUAUUUGUGAACGUAUAUUUUCCACUACAAUGCUCUUAAUGUUGUUGACAAAUCGAUUAUUGCGACAUCGCCAGAGUGUUGUUACCGCGCGCGACAGCGACUAGGGUGACCAAGCGCGCUCUAGGCCGCGGAUAGUCUGUAAAACAUUCAAAUGAUAUAACGCUGCUACUUUAUUAUUAAAUUUAAGAUAAAUAUUUUAAAUGUACACAGCUUGUCACUUUAUGGUUUUUUUCAUUAUUUAACGUUCAACAAUACAAUAGCCAGAACGCAUAGGAUUUUUGUAAAACAGUUUAGGAUGUAAACAAAUAAUAAAAAUUUUUUUUUCAUCACUUUCUCUAGACUAAUUUCCUAUAAAAACAGUAAUCUUGCACUGAAACAAAAUAUAUUUUUUCUGAAUAAAUCAAAAGUAGGAUAUUUUUAUAUUGCCUCGUAUUUAUAAUAGUAAAGUAUGGUACCACUUGCUUCCUUACUGUAUGUAUUAUUGAAGUAUUAUUUGACGAUUGUGAGACGGUCGCUACGAGAGGUAGUAUUGGACAUUGGUUGCUAUCAUAUUAUUAUGAUCUUACGCUAGCUACUGUUUUGUGAAAUUUAAUUUAUUCCUUAAUAAUGUAAAUAAUUAAAUGUAAUUAGUGUAGCUUACUUAAUGUAUAAGGAUCUUGUGUAUACAGUCUAAUUUUAAUGUAUAACUACAUACUUUUAAGAACCCAAUAAAUUAUUGUUUCAAA
This is a messenger RNA of Bombyx mori (domestic silkworm), 6925 nucleotides long. It is a transcript of the gene raf, whose product is annotated as raf kinase, effector of Ras. Gene Ontology annotation, cellular component: cytoplasm. Gene Ontology annotation, molecular function: protein kinase activity; ATP binding. The record is from RefSeq and is a predicted model, not a curated record. Bases 195 to 2417 code for a protein of 740 amino acids. Lineage: Eukaryota; Metazoa; Arthropoda; Insecta; Lepidoptera; Bombycidae. The transcript is spliced from 12 exons. Gene Ontology annotation, biological process: Ras protein signal transduction; protein phosphorylation.